Messenger RNA from Papaver somniferum (opium poppy), 932 nucleotides. Its product is annotated as disease resistance protein RPH8A-like. The transcript has 2 exons. The record is from RefSeq and is a predicted model, not a curated record. NCBI's taxonomy places the organism in Eukaryota, Viridiplantae, Streptophyta, Magnoliopsida, Ranunculales, Papaveraceae. Gene Ontology annotation, molecular function: ADP binding. Bases 213 to 836 code for a protein of 207 amino acids.
AUUUCAUUGGAGCUUUCCUGCUAAAAACAAACACAAAGACGGACUCGUUCAAGGUUUCAGAAGUCAAAAUUAAAACACGAAUGCACUAGGAAGUGAAUUAUGAGGAUUCAGAAGUCAAACAAAUCGACUAGCUCAUUUGAAUCAUGUCUAGUCUAUGCAACUCCAUCUCUAUGAACUAAAAAGAGUCUUAUUUCCUCUAAAAAGAUCAAAACAUGGCAGAUGGUGCUGUAAAUUUCUUGCUUGAUAAACUAACCACUCUAAUAUUUCAAAAAGCAUCAGUUUUAGGAGAUGUGAAAGAUGAAGUAGAAGAUAUUAAGGAAGAGUUUGAGAGUAUGAGAGCUUUUUUGAAAGAUGCAGACAGAAGAAAAGAGACUAAUGACGGAGUUGGCAGUUGGGUGAGACAAGUAAGUGAGGUAGCUCAUGAUGUCGAGGAUAUUAUUGAUGAAUUCAUGCAUCAUGAGGAUAAAUGGCGAAGACGAGGUACUGGGAUCAAUGGAAUUAUACACCAUACAGUUAACCUUCUUAAGAUUGUAAUCACUCGUCAUCGAAUUGCUUCGAAGUUACAGAACAUCAAGACUAAGGUUCAUGAGAUAGCGGAGAGAAGCAAGCGGUAUGGUUUUGAUAAGAUAGACGACAGAAAAAUCCCAAAUGAGGUCAAUGGACGGCGAAGUCCGGGUGAAACGGCUCUGUUUGUCAAGGAAGAUGAGAUUGUGGGUAUGGAUGAAAACAGAAAGAAGCUGCUCUUGUGGUUGUCAGAGGAGGAACCACGGCGAACAAUCAUCUCAAUUGUUGGAAUGGGUGGUCUUGGAAAGACAACUCUUGCUACUGAAGUCUAAAGAAAAUUGGGUAAUACAGGUUUUGGUUUCUCACACAACAGUGUAAAGGUUGAUGAUUUUAUUAUGUAUAUAUACUGAUUGUUGUUACAUAACAAG